This is a messenger RNA of Periophthalmus magnuspinnatus, 3243 nucleotides long. It is a transcript of the gene tgfb1a, whose product is annotated as transforming growth factor, beta 1a. Gene Ontology annotation, molecular function: cytokine activity; growth factor activity; type II transforming growth factor beta receptor binding. Bases 1326 to 2486 code for a protein of 386 amino acids. The transcript is spliced from 6 exons. The record is from RefSeq and is a predicted model, not a curated record. Gene Ontology annotation, biological process: BMP signaling pathway; transforming growth factor beta receptor signaling pathway; SMAD protein signal transduction. Gene Ontology annotation, cellular component: extracellular region. NCBI's taxonomy places the organism in Eukaryota, Metazoa, Chordata, Actinopteri, Gobiiformes, Gobiidae.
CCUGGGCGGAGAGAGCUCCCCACACUAUUAGACCAGUAACAGGAACCAGAGAGGAGUUAGGGGGGGGAGGGAGGAAGAGAGGGAGGUAGAGCAAGAGAGUGUAAAGGAAAAGUUAUCUAAGCCUACAGCGCCCACAAAUCACUUUGUCACCAGCAAGCUCUGACAAGCUCCAGGAGAGAGAGGCAGCGAGGGAGUUAAAUACAGAGGAGCAGAGAGAGGAGAUCCACAUGAGGAAGAAGCUGCAGAAGAGAAUACAGCACCUCAGAGACAUCCAUGGACAGAGGGCAUUGACACAAGGCUGACCCGGACAAGUUGUGAGCUAACUGGGACUGCUACUGCUGGGUUUACUGCGCCUGAUCUCCGGAAGUCCUCAAGAUAAGUCGUACCAAAUUUAAUGCUGAAUUUGAGAGAACUGUGAAAUGAGACGUGUUCAUAUAGUGCAAACAAAAACAUUGAGACUUGAAUGAGAACCCUUUGUACAAAUACAGCUGCACACUGAUCACAUGCUGUUAUGCUAAAAAGAGGUAGUCACAGUCAGGGGCAUUGUGUAUGUCAGAUGCUUCCUGACACUUGUCUUAAUAACAGCAUAGUGUGAUGGCUGUUGAAAGUGAUACAAUUAAAAUCUCUCAAGUGUCAAUUUGAUCAUCUCUAAGUUAACUCAAGUCCCCUGAGAAGUUUGUCUGACCUUUAAGGGAGAGAGGUCAACUGAUAAAGCUUUCUAUAUAAACAAAAAGUUAUUAUAAACACACGUACGUCAUUCAAAAACUAUUCAGAUUCUGGAAGAAAUUUGUCAUAAUUUGAUUGGCUGGCUUUGUUCUGCUGGGUUAAUACUGCAUGGAACCAGCGUAAAAGUGACUAUAACAUUCAAGUUCAUAGGUUCAUUUUGAUUCAAGAUGAUAGAAUUGAGCUUUCAUUACACGAUAUGACAUUCAGCCAGGCUUUGUAGUAACAUUUGACAGCUCCACUCUGGGCAUGGUUCACUGUCUGGGACGUCACUGUGUUACCUGCGAGGUUGAGUCAGAAACUGGCUCAUCAGUUGAAGCCUGUCUGCCCACUCAUAGGAUUUCUCCCACCUGCUCACAUGCAAUGAAGACAGAGGAAGUAUUUUUACAGCGGACUGCAUUGCCACAAUUUGCCAACCUGGGUCACUGAACUUUUUUGGACUCUCCACACUGCUUUGACUAUUCUGCUAUAUGUAAACACCUUGCGUCAGUAACACCUCCUUCUUGGUGAUUCACUGUUCCCUAAGCAUCCUAAGUUGACGGAGGCAGUAGCUGAGAAAGAAUUAACAAGUCAAUUGGUGCGUUUGUUGUUGGGACGCCACCAUGAGGGUCCUCUUUAUGAUCAUUAUGGCAGUGUACUUUUUAGAAAAAGUCAAUUCUAUGUCGACAUGUAAGACUUUAGAUCUGGAGAUGGUGAAGAAAAAGCGCAUAGAGGCGAUUAGGAGCCAAAUUCUCAGUAAACUGCGUCUGCCCAAAGAACCGGAGCCAGACCAGGCUGGAGACCAGGAUGACAUCCCAAGCACACUACUGUCCCUGUAUAACAGCACCAAGGACCUGCUAAAGGAACAACAGUCACAGGCCCCCACAGUCAUCUCCAUGGAGCAGGAGGAGGAGGAGUACUUCGCCAAAGUGCUGCACAAGUUUAACAUGACUGCAAAAGGCAACAAUGAGACAACAAUGAACUCCAAACGUGUCUCCAUGUACUUCAACAUGGCGGACAUACGGAGCAGUGUGGGAGACUACCGGCUGCUCACCACAGCCGAGCUGCGUAUGCUCAUCAAACACACUACUAUUCCCACAGAGCAGCGCGUGGAGCUGUACCAGGGCUUGGGUCCCUCUGCACGCUACCUGGCAUCACGAUUCAUCAGCAACCAGAUGAAAGACAAGUGGCUGUCUUUUGAUGUCACAGAGACACUGCAGAGCUGGUUAAAAGACAACGACGACGAACAGGGCUUUCAACUCUGGCUCUUCUGUGAAUGUGACUCUGUACGUGGGGACACCCGCUUCAGUUUUGAAAUUUCUGGGAUUCAGAACGGGAGAGGAGACACGGCCGCACUAAAAGCAAGGGCACAACAACCUCCUUAUAUCCUCACCAUGUCCAUCCCUCAAAAUGUCAGCAGCCACCCCACGUCUCGCAGUAAACGCUCCACUGACUCGAAGGACACCUGCCCAGCCCAGACAGAAACAUGCUGUGUGCGGAGUUUGUACAUUGACUUCAGGAGGGAUUUAGGCUGGAAGUGGAUCCACAAGCCCACGGGCUACCACGCCAAUUACUGCAUGGGCUCCUGCACUUACAUCUGGAACGCUGAAAACAAAUAUUCACAGAUCUUGGCCCUGUACAAACAUCACAACCCAGGAGCCUCAGCCCAACCGUGCUGCGUUCCACAAAGCUUAGAGCCACUGCCAAUUCUCUACUACGUGGGCCGGCAACACAAGGUGGAACAGCUGUCCAAUAUGAUCGUGAAGUCCUGCAAGUGUAGCUAAAAAUACAUAGCGGCGUGGAGCGUUGGCACACAAGGAUAUACAACAGAGAAGGAUGAAAGGAGUUUUGUUUGAGACUCGAGGCUCCGACAAAGGAAUAUUUAAAACCAUCUGGAUCGCUUGUGGUCCAGUUUUCCUCCUGUGAUCCAUGACAUUGUUGUUAUGGAUGCAGACAAAAGCAUAGACUCCUGUAUAGGUAGUAUUUUCCAUGUCUGAACUGACGUGAAAGUGGUCAAAAUAUACAUGUUGAAAUUAAUUUAUUUUGUAGAUUAAAAGUGCAUUUUACAUUUAUUUUAUUACAAAUGUGGAUAAAGCCUGGACCAAAUGAACUUUGAUGGAAGAUAAGCCAUUUCUUUAGGACAUUUGAGACUUCCUUACAAGGGCAUAUUUAUGGUGCUUUAACUGAGGUAUGGAAUUAAGUGCCAUGAAAGAUACCUGUAAUGACGCAGGUGUUCAGGGCAGCAAAGGGACUGUCCAACUGAGGGGAAUUCCUACAACUGAAGUUACUCACAAACCGUCCAUCACCUUCACUUUCCACAAUGUUACUGUUUGUUAGGAGAGAUUUGUGUUGCCUUAGUGGUUUACUGCUUCAGUUUUGGGCAGAUAUCACGUACUAGUUCUAUCAUCAUAUCAGAAACAAUAAAUGUUCAUCUGAAGGUUAAAGAUGUAGUACACACAGGAAAGUUUACUCUUUUUUAAAUGCACUUACGAUUUGUACUGGUAAAAAUGUUAAAAUAUGAAAUAAAGUAAAUGUUGUUUG